CGCGCGCGCGGUGGUCGCAGGUACGCGGACAAGAUGGCGGCGGCAGCAGUGGUCGACUGCGCGAUGGAGGUGGUGCCGGCGCUGGCGGAGGAGGCCGCGUCAGAGGUGGUGGGCUUCAGCUGUCUCGUCAACCUGCCCGGCGAGGUGCUGGAGUACAUUCUGUGCUGCAGCUCGCUGACGGCCACCGACAUCGGCCGCGUGUCUAGCACCUGCAGGCGGUUGCGCGAGCUCUGCCAGAGUAGCGGGAAGGUGUGGAAGGAGCAGUUCCGGGUGAGGUGGCCUUCUCUGAUGAAACACUACAGCCCCACCGACUACGUCAAUUGGUUGGAGGAGUAUAAAGUUCGGCAGAAAGCUGGUCUAGAAGCCCGGAAGAUAGUAGCCUCAUUUUCAAAGAGGUUCUUUUCCGAGCACGUCCCUUGUAACGGUUUCAGUGACAUUGAGAACCUUGAGGGGCCAGAAAUAUUUUUUGAGGAUGAACUGGUGUGUAUCCUCAAUAUGGAGGGAAGGAAAGCUUUGACCUGGAAAUACUAUGCAAAGAAAAUUCUUUAUUACCUACGACAACAGAAAAUAUUAAAUAACCUCAAGGCUUUUCUUCAGCAGCCUGAUGAUUAUGAAUCAUAUCUUGAAGGUGCUGUGUAUAUUGACCAGUACUGCAACCCUCUCUCCGACAUCAGCCUCAAAGACAUCCAGGCCCAGAUUGACAGCAUUGUAGAGCUCGUUUGCAAAACCCUGCGGAGCAUAAACAGUCGCCAUCCCAGUUUGGCCUUCAAGGCAGGCGGAUUCUCCCUGAUCACGGAGAUAGAACUGCAGAGCCAAGUGUUGGAUGCCAUCAACUACGUCCUUUACGAUCAGCUCAAGUUCAAGGGGAAUCGAAUGGAUUACUACAAUGCCCUCAACUUAUACAUGCACCAGGUUUUGAUCCGCAGAACCGGGAUCCCGAUCAGCAUGUCUCUUCUGUAUUUGACAAUUGCCCGGCAGUUGGGAGUCCCCCUGGAACCUGUCAACUUCCCCAGUCACUUCUUGUUAAGAUGGUGCCAAGGUGCAGAAGGAGCGGCCUUAGACAUCUUCGACUACAUCUAUAUCGAUGCUUUCGGGAAAGGCAAGCAGCUCACAGUGAAAGAAUGUGAAUACCUGAUCGGGCAGCACGUAACAGCCGCCCUCUACGGAGUGGUCAACGUCAAAAAGGUGCUGCAGCGAAUGGUGGGAAACUUGCUGAGCCUGGGAAAGCGGGAAGGCAUCGAUCAAUCGUACCAGCUCCUGAGGGACUCGCUGGAUCUCUACCUGGCAAUGUACCCGGACCAGGUGCAGCUUCUCCUCCUCCAAGCCAGGCUUUACUUCCACCUGGGGAUCUGGCCAGAAAAGUCUUUCUGUCUUGUCUUGAAGGUGCUUGACAUCCUCCAGCACAUCCAAACCCUGGACCCCGGGCAGCACGGGGCAGUGGGCUAUCUGGUACAGCACACUUUAGAGCACAUUGAGCGCAAAAAAGAGGAGGUGGGCGUGGAGGUCAAGCUGCGCUCCGACGAGAAGCACAGAGAUGUCUGCUUCUCCAUUGGGCUCAUUAUGAAACAUAAGAGGUACGGCUAUAACUGUGUCAUCUAUGGCUGGGACCCCACCUGCAUGAUGGGACACGAGUGGAUUCGGAACAUGAACGUGCACAGCCUACCUCAUGGCCAUCACCAGCCUUUCUAUAAUGUGCUGGUGGAGGACGGCUCCUGUCGGUAUGCAGCCCAAGAAAACUUGGAAUAUAAUGUGGAGCCUCAGGAAAUCUCACACCCUGAUGUCGGACGCUAUUUCUCAGAGUUUACCGGCACGCACUACAUCCCGAAUGCAGAGCUAGAGAUUCGGUAUCCAGAAGACCUGGAGUUUGUCUAUGAGACGGUGCAGAAUAUUUACAUUGCAAAGAAAGAGAACGUCGAGUAAAGUCACGUAGAGGGCAUUGCACCUUUGCGGCUGCGGCUGCGCUGCCACCCUCCGAGAGAACAGGAUUCCGGAAGAAGAUGGUGCCAUGGAGUCCUCUGCUCUCACGCCACCAUUAGUGCCGGCUGCCUCCUCCUGAGUU
Chrysochloris asiatica (Cape golden mole) is the source of this 2059-nucleotide messenger RNA. RefSeq names its product F-box protein 21 (gene FBXO21). The record is from RefSeq and is a predicted model, not a curated record. Lineage: Eukaryota; Metazoa; Chordata; Mammalia; Afrosoricida; Chrysochloridae. The transcript has 12 exons. Gene Ontology annotation, molecular function: protein binding; DNA binding. The coding region runs from base 34 to 1920 and encodes 628 amino acids.